Molecule: messenger RNA, 2343 nt
Organism: Penicillium digitatum Pd1
Lineage: Eukaryota; Fungi; Ascomycota; Eurotiomycetes; Eurotiales; Aspergillaceae
Source: RefSeq, a predicted model, not a curated record
AUGACUGAUAAUUCCCAAGCAAAAAUAAUAGAAGAAAGCCCCAUUGGAAAUGGCCUCGAUGCCUUCCGGGCAUCGUUCAAGUCGAUUUGUGAAGGGAGGAGUCUAUCCUGCACGUCGGACGCGCUCAAUCAUUUGACGCAAGAUGGGAAGGAUGUUGAUAUUCAAAAUUCCACACUCGACCUAUUGUUUGCUUUGCGGAGCCUUUCUACCACUCGGCUCUUACCAUCGAAAACAAGUCAUGGAACCCUCCAGAAUGAUCUCCGAAAACUAAUAUCUGCGGCUGCCUCCGAAGCGUUCCAUUCCUCCCGCGUAUGGCCUCUCUUGACUGCAAUCCUCGCACACAAACCGGACCGCGAAAUCUGGGAUUGUGUCUACAGCGCAGUCACCGAACCCACCCCGCCUCCUCGAGCCAUUAUCUCCUCCCUCCAACAGACUCCAUGGCUUCAGAAGACGAGUAGUUUCGCGAACUCCUCGGAAUACCGCCAAGAUGUUGACAGGAUCCUCAAAUCAGAACUCGGGCCUCUGUACGUAGGGCUUCCGGAUUUCCGAUCGACCUUUUUUGGAGGCGUCAGUGGUCUUCAAUCAGCAUCCGAUGCCGUAUUCGAAAAAUGCACAAAAGGCAGAAAUGCUCUUUUUGCUGAGGGGUGGAAAGGAUGGCCCAAAAACGCAAACCAGGAAGAUGUCUUGAACUGGUUUGCAGAUCUGAGCGAGAAGCUGGCAGCAUUGUCAGCGGAUUAUAAACCUGCGACUGGACACCUGCGAAGGCCGCUAGCACAGCCCAACAAGCCCAUCCAUGGCUCCACAGCAGAGCGCAAAUUAGACAUCGGCUUCGUGAGUGACGCUGACGCAGAAAAGGACACCCCAUGUCAGUGGUCGCAGGUUGUUGUGCCUGGAGAGCUAAAAAGCAAUCCUGCCGCCGACACGGCUUCCAAAGCAUGGCUUGACCUAGGGCGGUAUGCCAGGGAAGUCCUCGUCGCCCAAGAUACCCGUCGCUUUGUCCUUGGCUUUACAAUAUGUGGGUCCUUUAUGAGGAUAUGGGCCUUUGACCGUCUCGGCGGAGUUGCAUCCGAACAAUUUGACAUUAAUAAGGACGGACUCCAGUUUGUCUCGACUAUUCUCGGUUUUCUAUGGAUGAGUGAAGAAGACUGUGGGUUUGACCCCACAAUCACCAUAGAAAAUGGCCAGCGAAUCAUCAAAAUCGACCAUAACGGUCGAACUGAGCGUUUAGUCCUUGAAAGAUUGAUGAAGCGGGCACCUUGCAUCGCAGGUCGAGCAACGACAUGCUGGAAAGCGCACCGUGAAGUGGAUCCUGGAGUUCCGCUCGUUGUCAAGGACUCUUGGCAGUAUACGGAGCGUGACGAAGAAGGUGAGCUUCUCCAAGAAGCUACCGAAAGAGGUGUGGUCAACGUUGCACGCUAUUACCACCACGAGACUGUCUGCAUCCGCGAUAAGGCUGAUGAUGUCCGGAAUAACGUUCGAGGCGGCUUGGAUAUCAGGACCGCGAGCAACUUUCGACCUGAACGGCCGGUGCUCUCGACUAGCACAAGUGCAACUGAUACUCCACGAAAGGGCCGAGGUAGCGUCAGGUCCGGCGUGAAACGCUCUUCCAGUCAAACUGGUGCAUUUUUGCCCCCUAAUAAGCGAUCCUGUUCGGCUUCUCCUACCAAAGCAUCCGGCAAUCCACUGCCAAACCGAAUUCAUCGGCGUAUUGUGAUGCGGGACUAUGGCAAACCAAUUUACAAGGCAAGCACACGCACGGCCCUCCUUACCGCAUUAGAGGGUUGCAUAGCAGGGCACAAGUCAUUGUAUAAAGCAGGAAUUCUUCACCGAGAUAUCUCCGUCAAUAACCUCAUGAUCAAUGAAGACAACGGGAACCCUUCGUGGCCAUCAUUCCUAAUUGAUCUUGACCUCGCCAUUAAGGAGAAGCGGGACGGCAUCACGGGAGCAAAUGGCAAGACCGGCACGAGGGCCUUUAUGGCAAUAGGUUCGCUACUAGGCGAGAAGCACUCCUUCAUGCACGAUCUUGAAUCAUUCUUCUGGGUCAUUUUUUGGAUUUGCAUCCAUUACGAGAGAUCGGGCGAGGGGAAAGUCGUUGCAAGAUUUGACAAGUGGAAUUUUGUGGAUACAGAGGAGCUGGCUAGUAUAAAGAAAGGCGAGAUAUCCGAUGAAGCAGACUUUUUGAAGUCUGCUAAUGAGUACUUCACAGAGUACUACCGGUCACUGAUUCCAUGCGUCAACGCACUUCGGAAUGUGGUCUUCCCUCAUGGAAGGAGGUGGACGAAAGAAAAUACAGGAUUAUAUGAUCGAAUGAAAGAGAUCCUGCGCGUCGCUCGAGAAGACUGA